Messenger RNA from Melanaphis sacchari, 1394 nucleotides. RefSeq names its product tetratricopeptide repeat protein 19 homolog, mitochondrial (gene Ttc19). Gene Ontology annotation, molecular function: protein binding. Gene Ontology annotation, cellular component: mitochondrial inner membrane. The transcript has 3 exons. The record is from RefSeq and is a predicted model, not a curated record. NCBI's taxonomy places the organism in Eukaryota, Metazoa, Arthropoda, Insecta, Hemiptera, Aphididae. Gene Ontology annotation, biological process: mitochondrial respiratory chain complex III assembly. The coding region runs from base 286 to 1335 and encodes 349 amino acids.
CGCAAAUCUAAUAGGUAGUUCAUACUAUAAGUCGUUGGUUUCAAGUUCACCGUCUACAUACACUACACAUUGACAUAUCGACAUAUCUAUAUACAUUGUGUAUUUGUGUGUGUUCUGAUUACAUCGCUUGUUGCAAUUUAUAGUGCAAUAUUUUACGGAACAGUAAGUUUUGUAUUCAAUAACAAAUCAACUAUUAAAAAUAAGUAUAACGAAAUACAAAUCGGUAGCUUAAUAUCAAGUUUUUGACUAGAAAACUUUUUUUAAAUAAAAAUCGUUUCUUUCAUUAUGUCUCUUUUAUUUAAUGUAAGACUAGUUAAAUGCAUAAAAAGAAUUUUGCCUGUUGUUAAACAUAUUCUGAUCAAUUAUAACAAUCGACCUAUAAUGUUUUCUAAUUCAAAACAAAGUAUACUAAACUCUGUUCAAAACAUAUCCCUUUUAAAAAACCCAAAUGCAACAAAAUCAAUAAUCUUUGGAUUUUCAUUACUUGGUUUAUUUGGACUUGACGAUAAGAAUGAAUCGGAGCGUAAACUAAUCUAUACCAUUAAAAGAGGUCUAUUGUAUUUACAAGAUAAUAAUUACAAUGCUUUUGAACAUACAUUACACGAUGCUCUUAAAAUAGCCACUGAUUUAAAUCAUUUUAAUGGUAUUACAUAUGUAUAUGAUAUCUUAGCAAAUGGAGCACUUACCAAUAAAGAUUAUGAUAAAGCAAAAGUAUUAUUUAUUAAAGUUGUUCAACGAUUAUAUCAACAAGGAGGUGUCGAUGAAGAUCUUAAUAUUGUACAUGUAAAUUUGAAGAUUGCUAAAAUCUUAGAAAUUCAAAAAGAUUACAAUUCUUCCAGACUUGGUUUCGAGUUCUGUUUAAACAUUUUGAAGAAAAAGUAUGAAAUUGAUCCAGAAAAUGAAGAUGUCUUAGGUUUAUAUUCUUUAACAUUAGAUGCAUAUGCUCGUCAUUUAAUGAAUCAAGGAAAUAAUACGCAUGCAUGCACUUAUUUUAAAAAGGCAUUUGACAUUAGUGUGAAGUUAAAUGGUGAAUUGAAUGAAAUUAAUGUUAUUUUGCUGAAUGAUUUAGGAACUAUGUAUUAUGUUCGUGGAAUGUUAGAAGAAGCAUUAUACUUCUUUGGAAAAGCGGAAAAAAUUGGGAAACAUUUUCCUGACAUGGAAACAUUUUCAACAAUAUAUGUAAACCUUGGUAAUAUUUUCUUAAAACAAGGAUUGUUAAAAGAAGCAGAAAAACAUUGUGUAGAAGGAAUGAAAAAUGCUAAAAGACAUCAUUAUGAAAUAGGAAAAACAGAAGCAGCCAAUUGCUUAGCUGACAUAAAAAAAGCUAUGGAGUGAUUUAUAUCAAUUGAGUUUAUUUUUUGUUUCUUAAGCCAAAUGUUUAUUUUCAUUUUACU